UUUACCGGUUUCCAAAUUUACGGAAAUCUCAUAAUUUUCGAAAUUUGUGCCCCCCACACGAAAUUGGUGAGGUUGGAAGCUCUCGGGAUUGGACGCCCGAUUCGACCUUCAUGAGGCAGAGCGAGCGAGCGAGCUGGAAAUUAUUGCCUCAGUUCCAAUCAACCGCUCACGAAAACUCGUCCGCUUUUCUUUUCACCACCACCACCGUCGCCUGCCUGCAUCAGCCAGCAAGCACCAGGCCAGUGGAGAAUAAGAACAGGAGAGAGAACACCAACCAACAACACGUUACGGCGGACGACGACAAAGCCUAUUUUUUCCUCGUCCGAGCGCGGCGCAGAUAAGCAGAGAUAUCUCCGUUAAUUAUCAUUACUGCAUACUGCGGAGUUUUAGAGGAAGUGUUUAACAUCGAGCGAAUCCUUUUCUGACGAGACGAGGAAGGCAGAGGGAAUUAGGCGGUGAACUUGUUUAAUUUAAUUAGUCAACUCUAAACUAACUGAUGGUAGUAUAGAAGGGAGGUGGAAGAAAUAAGAAAUCUGCAAAACCCGAGUCAUUUAUUUGCUUAACGUUCAAAAAAACUGGAAAGUCUCCUUACCUCUGAUAAUGGAUGACGAGGCCAACUGCCCGGUUGACCAAGAUGGCGACGAUGGAAACCAGGAGAUGGGAGAGGAGGAGGAGGAAGUAGAAGAUGAAUCUCAAAUUGAAGGGGAUGAAAAUAUGUUUCAUGAUGACGAGGAGAUGAUUCCUGAGGAGGGAGAGAUGGCCUCACCUAUUCAAGAUGGAACACCAGGUCGAUUUCUUGAAGCGAAUCACCAAGAAAGUUUUGACCAAGGCGAAGGAGAUGGUGUCGGAUUUGUUGAGGAUGGGGAAGAAGUAGAAGACGAGACUGAGGAACAGCAGUUUUUCACCAACGAUGGAGAUGGGGACGAAGGAGGUCUUGAGGAAGGGGGAUUAAUUGUCGCGGGGGACAAUGCAGAAUCUUCUGGAGAAGUUCCUCCUGAUGACUCGGAAGAGAUGGCUAUGAUGCAUAUGCUACUUCCUGAUAGCGAGUCUCUUUAUGACCCUUCUCUUGGAUUCGAAUCGGAAGCCAAUAUCAAAAUCCCAAUGAGAGGGUUCUCCACGACGUAUCAGGAUUACUUUUUUCCUCUGGUUGAUUCUCAAAGUGGAAUUUUAUUUGAAAUUGUGCAGGAGGUCGAGAGAGCUGUUUACAAAUCGAAUGAAGAUGUUCUGCGAGGAUUUUCUGAACCAGUGGCUAUUCCAACAUCUCGAUUGUCUUUGAAAACUGGUGGUCCUGAAAUCCGGCUGCGAAUCAUGGAUCCAUCAGAACCUCUUGUUUCUGUAGAAAGCGCCCCUCAAGCACAGAGUUCUAUCAGUAAGGCAGCUGCUGCUGGUUGGCAGAAAACUAAAAAGUCUCCAGAAUCGAUUCAAAUGGAGAAGCAAAUCACUCCAGCCGAGAAGGCAUUUUCAGCAGAAAAGUUGGAAAAGCUGAUGGUCCCAUUCACGCAUGGGUGGAAACGCGAAAUUGUGAUCCGCUCCCACGGUGGAGGCGCCUCCAAAAAACUGGGUGACGUGUACUACUUUUCGCCCCAAGGCGUUAAAUAUCGAUCAUCUAAACAAGUCGCACUUUAUUUAAACAAGCACCAGGGGUUGAAUAUGUCGACGGAAAAUUUUUCAUUCGCUAAGGCUCGCGUCAGCUAUGAUCCAGAGUCAGAAAGUGUGCGAGCCGCACAGGGUGGAAGGGGGCUUAACCCUAUCAAGAACCAACAGGGAAAUAACAAGAAGGGUGAUAAUAUGGAGGAAGAUGAUGAAGAACUAAUUCCUAAUACAGCCCUGAAUGGAGGACUUCUCGAAACUCCAUUUGAAUCAGCCGAGUCUGACCUAGAGAGUGUUGUAGCUAAAGGGAGAGGAGGGCGUCGUUCAAUCCAACCUCCGAAGCGCUAUGCUACUGCCGAGUUUAUCCCUGAAGUGUCUAAACGAGCCAAGAUGAGUCAAAAGGCACAGGAUAAGGAUAAUGAUAACUACUCUAGCGGUGGUAUGGAAAUGGGGAUGCUCCACCCCAAGUAUCGAGGUAUCGAAAUGGAGGAGGAGAAGACAGGGGAGCAAAUGCUUCAAGAGUUUCGCGCAAGACGAGGUCGCCCUCCGAAAUCUAAUUCUCUCACUGGAUCUCCACAGACUCCCCAACUACAACUUCACCAACAGGUUACAUACGUCUCGAGUCCACAAAGAGGGCGAGGACGUGGUACAGGUGUCCAACAGCAGUUUCGCCAACAACAGCAACAGAGGGAUGAUGGUCCAAUGUUUGGAAUCUCUGCGCUCACUCAGGGUGCUCAAUUCUCAAAUUAUUCUGAUGGAAUGGAAUAUAGCCCUGCUGUGAGUUCCGUCGACUCGGACGGAUAUGAAGGUGACAUCUCCUAUGACCAUGGUGAAGAAGGAAACAAUAAGACAGAACUGCUCCCGUGUUCCAUCCGUUGUCCUGGGAUGACGGGAGAAGUUCCCACGUUGCAGUGCAAACGCUGCCUCUGCUUGUACCAUCCGGGAUGCCUCGGUCUCCCAAAUCAGCCAUACCGCAACUUUUUCUGUUCGAAUUGUGAGGGUGAUUCCUCCUCCUCCGUUGGUAGUGGAUCCGCUACCUCCUCCCCCAUGCAGAAACAACAGUCACGCGUCGUUCUAGCUAGUAAGGGAGGCAUGAGAAUAGUAAAACGGUCCGAACCACCAGGACUUAUUCAGUUAAAUAGCAACUCGUCGGCGCCCGGUGGAAGGGGUGGUAGUAUGAUUCGAGGGGAAAGGUUCCCACGCGGAGCACCGCCAGGUGUGCGACGAUUAAUGCCCAAAAUACCUAUGUUGCUCCCUGGACAGAGGCCACAGAUGCCUGGACAACCAGGAUUCAGAAGAGGCGGUGUGAUGCCACAAAUGUUUCGUGGAAUUAAUCCACCUGAACUGAUUAGACAAGGGAUGCCAAUGAUGGGUCAACGUCGCGGGCGAGGCAGACCCCCUGGUGCGAUGGGUAUGGCUACAGGACCGAAUAUGACAAGAGGCUCAGUUACCAUAACUCCAAUUUCGAUUCCACGAGGGGGUGGGCGAGGUGGACAGCAUCCGGUCGUGCCAAUGCUCCAACCUUUAUCAACCCCAUCUUCUGCGGGUUACAUUCGCGGGUCAGGAAUGCGUGGUAAACCAGGAAUGAUGUUAGGACAAAUGCGUGGGGGGGGACCACGUGGUGGCGGAGCAGGUCGUCCUCAAAUGGUGAUGAAUUUGCUCAAGAGGGGUGGACUCGCACCCAGACCCCGUGCGCCAAGUCCUGGUGUCCGGCUUCCUGGUCUUGGUAACUCUCGCAUUUUUAGACUGGACGGUGAGGGGCGUGUUAUCCCAAGGCCUUCCGUGCUCAGCGGACUUGUAACCGGAUUGGGUAACAGUGGCGUUACUGUGUCACAAAAUAGUGGACAAUUCCAACGUUUUGCACAGAGCGUUGUUACAAUCAAUCAGAAAAAGUAUUUGGCCCUUCCUAAAAAUUCUAGCGCCGCUCAAAAUUUAAGACCCGAUGCAGUGUUUGCGCUUAGGAAAGCUCAUUUGACCUUGCCAGCAUCAGAAGAGUCUUCUGAAGUGGACGGGGAUGACAUUAACAGUUCUGAGGAGGCUCGACUUAACGCCCAUCUCGAGGUGUCCGAGACAGCAGCUAAUAAUACCAGCACCAGUUCGGCGGAGGGCGAAUCCGCUAUAGAAACGGACUUAUCCCAAGUAAAUUCAGCCGGAUUAGAUCUCGAGGCUGUGCAAAAGAAAGGAGUUGUCAAUGUGUUGACCAGGCUUCCCUUAGCAGACAAGAUUCGUGCUAGGGAGGUAUCUCAAUUAUGGAAAAGUGCGGUUGAUGAGUCAGGAUUGUGGUCCAAGCUGUCUCUCUCCAACAUUCGUGUCGCGAACUGGAACAAUUUGCAAGAGUUUAUUUUAAAGCAUCAAGUCACAGAGUUAGACACGAGGGGUGCUCUUAUUUCAAAUAUGGAAGAAUUUUGGCAACAACUCCUCGCUCUAGAUUAUAAUUGUAAUUCAGCUCCUAAUUGUUAUCUUAAAAAGAUCGUUGUAUCCAACCAGGUAUCAGAAUGGUCGGAUGGAAGUUUAUUAAAAGAAUUUCAAGAUACCGGAAGUUGUGAGAUUGUCGUCAUUAAUAACAAUUAACUAUAAAAUUUACCCUCUGUGUUUACGUUACAGAGUGUAAUGUGUACCUUAAUUUUUACCUCAAAUUAAGACAUGAUAAUAUCCCUUAUUAUUCUAUAUUAAAAUGUACUUGUACUUUACUGUAUUAUUAUUUCCAUGUAAGUUUUAAGUUUAGAUAACUUGUGUUACAAAAUAUGUAAAGUUUUGGAGAGCGAUUAUGGAAUAUGUUAUCUACAAUACACUUUCAGAGUUUGAUAGUGAACUAAUAUGAAUUUGUUAGGUUUGGCAUAUCUUGAUUUUUACUAUUGAUAAGUAUCCAUAAAGCUGGGUACGAUAAAGCAUAUAUCUCAUACUUCUAAUGUCUAAGUAUUCUACUAAUACGAGGAACAUAAAAUAAUAAAACUAUAUAGUUAACCUUA
Molecule: messenger RNA, 4559 nt
Organism: Folsomia candida
Lineage: Eukaryota; Metazoa; Arthropoda; Collembola; Entomobryomorpha; Isotomidae
Exons: 16
Coding region: 601-4161 (1186 amino acids)
Molecular function (GO): DNA binding; protein binding
Source: RefSeq, a predicted model, not a curated record